AUGCAAUCUCUCAAACAUUAUUUGCAUAAUCUGCGUACUACAAAGGAUCUCGUUUCAACACUGCUCAAACCUCAUUUGGCCGCUCGUGGUCAACGUAAAAUAGUGAUUGAUUAUUCAUCACCGAACAUAGCCAAACGAUUCCACAUUGGUAAUUUGAGAUCGACAUUAAUCGGACGUUUCUUGGAUUCACUGUAUCGACAGUGUGGAGACGACGUAACUUCGGUGAAUUACCUAGGCGAUUGGGGUUCCCAAUUCGCAAUCCUCGCAGCAUAUUGGCCAAAUAUAAGGCCUUCUGAUGAGUGCAGCACUUUUAUAUUGCAGGUAUGGCGGAGAUGUACGGAUUUGGAUAAAAUAAAACUUUUAACAAAUUGCUAUGUUGAAGCGAAUCAUAUGGCGCAAGAUAACGAGCAAUUCCGCAGUGAUGUGAGGAAAAUUUUCGCCGAAAUGGAAAAUGCACUGAUUUUGGGAAAUUUUGAAAAUGAUCAGUUGAAAUUUUGGAAUGAAGUUCGUGAUAUCUCAGUGCGACAUUUGGAAGAUUUUUAUCGAUUACUGAGGAUAAAAUUUGAUCGAAUUUCAAAUGAAUCGGAUUUCGUCAAACAUUCUCAACAAAUAGUAAAUACAUUCUUAGAUAGACAAAUAGCUCAGCAGAGUGCGGAUGGUAUGAUCAUAGUGAAAGAUCCACAAAUAGAAGGAUAUGCUACCGUUCGGAAAUCUGAUGGAUCAAGUUUGUACUUGUCAAGGUGCGAUUGA
Messenger RNA from Anisakis simplex (herring worm), 750 nucleotides. The record is from the annotation of a GenBank genome assembly. NCBI's taxonomy places the organism in Eukaryota, Metazoa, Nematoda, Chromadorea, Rhabditida, Anisakidae.